Messenger RNA from Phytophthora sojae, 634 nucleotides. RefSeq lists its product as hypothetical. Bases 15 to 338 code for a protein of 107 amino acids. The record is from RefSeq and is a predicted model, not a curated record. NCBI's taxonomy places the organism in Eukaryota, Oomycota, Peronosporomycetes, Peronosporales, Peronosporaceae. The transcript has a single exon.
AAAGCACCAGCGAGAUGCAUAGCUUGUUCAAUAUUAUCCAAGCAAGCUUACCAGCUACGAGUGCUGACUGGGAAGCUGUUACUGCUGCGUAUAAUACCGCGGAGAAUCCCACGGAGAAGCACAGGGACGCCAUGAGUCUGAAGAGAAAGUUUCGCAGUAUGUGCUUAGCGUCAAAGCACACGCGCACCGAUCUAGCUAGAGCUACACGAUGUGCGUUCAGGACCAGGUUAACCAGCGCAGAAUCUCUGAUAGGGGCGGCGCGAUCGAGCCCGCAUCAGGCCAGAAACCUUCGCCUGGGGGCCUUGCAUCGACAUAAACUAUCGCUGCACCGUCGCUAGAGCGUGCAAGGCCGACGGCUCCGGAGGGAGAGCAACUGCUAUUGUGGUUGGAACAGUGCGUCGCCGUACAAGGGCACUAUGAUGGACCCACUUCGUCACCGGAACUACUACAGCUACACAGGUUGCGUAAGGCGGAUCGGAAGGCUGCACGUCGACAUCACAAGGAGCUACUGCGGUACAUGGGUGUGCUGAAGGUUGCUCUAGAAGGUUUAACUUCGACUUAUAGCCAGCAACAGUAACCAAGCGCCAGUAUAAGGAUGCGCAUUCACAGUGCUGAGGUAGCCCAUCACGGCACU